AGAGACACAUUAUAUUGGGGUGUAAAAUAUAUAAGAGAGCAGGAGGACAUUAUUCAGUUCUAGUUAAAAGAUUUUUAAGGGAAUAAUUGUGGCUUAUUUGGUUGUGGGCAGAAUAUUAUAUUUGUCCAAACUCGAACGGGAAGAUCUGUUGCGUCGACAAAGAUGGCUUCUGCUAGUGUAGUUUUGCGCAAUUUACCCGUGAUAAAACAGUCACUGAUAGCGAUAAUAGGCAACACGGGGUUGUUUGUGAAGUUUGUGUGCGUGUUGCUCAUCAUAGGUUAUGGCCUGUCGUUCUCAGAGAGCGCGGUGACGGUGCUGAGUGUGACCCCAGGCUACCUCCUGCCCCCGACCUUUUGGCUCUGGACCGCCUUCACCCACUGCUUCCUCGAGGUGCGGCUCUGGCAGGUCUGCGCCGACCUCGUGACUCUGGGGCUCUGUGGCAAGUUGAUUGAGCCCCUCUGGGGCAGCUUCGAGAUGGUCCUCUUCUUCCUCCUGGUCAAUGUUUGUGUUGCCUUUAUCUCUGCACUCUUUUACCUCAUCAUCUACAUGUGCACGUUUAACCCGGAGGUGCUCUUCAGCGUGCAGAUCAAUGGCAUGGCCGGCUACGUCGCGGGCCUGUCGGUCGCGGUCAAGCAGAUAAUGCCCGACCACGUCCUCCUCCACACGCGCACUCCGCUCGGCAAGAUCUCCAAUCGUCACGUGCCCCUCUGCUUAUUCCUGACGGCACUGCUGCUCUAUCUGUGUAACCUGCUCGAGGGUCUCUAUACCACCAUGAUCGGCUGCGGAAUUGCGGUGUCGUGGGUGUAUCUGCGGUUUUAUCAAAUUCAUUCCAAUGGCACGCGGGGAGACAUGGCCGAGACGUUUGCAUUUUCCUGUUUCUUCCCUACGGUGUUGCAACCACCAAUACAAGUUGUCGGGGAUUCUGUUUAUUCUUGUUUGGUGCGGAUAAAAGUGUGCCGAAGACCUGUCCGGAGGUAUGAUGUUGGCGCCCCCUCCUCCAUUGCGAUAUCACUUCCUGGUAUGGACCCCCAUGAUGCAGAAAGACGGAGACAAAAGGCGCUCCGUCUUCUAAGUGCUCGCUUAAACCAAGACAAAUCUGGUGAGGGUGGAGGAGCCUGGCCGACACUGGAUGACUCCCCUGGGUCAAGGACACAGUCUCCACAGCCAUCAUCUCAUCCCCCUUCGACACACACCACUCCCCUGCCACCUAAAUCUGGCAAGUCUGUAACUAUUGCUCUACCUCCCGAAUCCUCGGAGCUUCCAUCUACAAAACCAUCUUUGCCAGCUAGUUCGUCCAGCAGUUUACCUAGCAACAACUCCAGCAGUCUACCUAGCAACAACUCCAGCGUAGCAACAGCCACGUUAGUAACUAUUGAGAAGGAGUCUUCGGCGGAUACAUAAAGUGUAAACCACUAACAGUUGUGCUUGGCCUUCAUUUUACUAGUUAUAAGAGAAGUCAGCCUCUUUCUAAUAAUUCAGACUAUUUGUUUGGUUUAUGCUGAUUGGUCUGGAAUGUUAGCCCGUUUCUGGAAAUUCUGUACACGAUGAAAGAAAAUGGAGGAAUUGCGUGCGUCCAUGAUAGGAACACAGUCGAGAAGUGCUUUGGAAUGGAACUGAAGAUUGUUGUUGAAUAUACUAUACUUGUGAGCAGCAGGCUGUAUAUUAAAAUAAGGGCAACUGACAUACUGUAAUUAUUGUCCUAUAUAUAUAUAUAUAUAUAUAUAUAUAUAUAUAUAUAUAUAUAUGUGUGUGUAUUUACUGUAUAUAUAGGAACACUUUGGCCUUGUACAGUAGUAUUGUUUAUCAUAAUACAAUAUACUGAGGUCUUAUCCAGUAAAGCUUUCAUUAAUGAAAGUCCAAUUUAAACGCACAAGAGCCCUGAACAUGCUGCAGGUCAAGUCACUGUUGUUGAGAAUUCUUGUGAUUAAAGACACUUUUAGCCACUCGAUAAUAUUAUUAUUACAGUAAUUGUAAGAGAAAGAGGAAGUAUUUCAUAAUUAUUUUUACACCCAGAUACACAUAAUAUUUAACUAUUUCAGCUUGUAUAUAAAGGUGGUGUUUGCCUAACCUGUAACAGAUUCAAACUCUGAAUAGUAACGUGACUAAUUUUCUCUAUUAUAUCUCGCAUCAUGUCUGGAAAUUUGAAUUAUUUUCUCCAUUAUAUUUUAUCUAAAAUUUUGUUCUCUACCUUA
This is a messenger RNA of Procambarus clarkii (red swamp crayfish), 2192 nucleotides long. Its product is annotated as transmembrane protein 115. Gene Ontology annotation, biological process: retrograde vesicle-mediated transport, Golgi to endoplasmic reticulum. Gene Ontology annotation, cellular component: Golgi apparatus; membrane. The record is from RefSeq and is a predicted model, not a curated record. Lineage: Eukaryota; Metazoa; Arthropoda; Malacostraca; Decapoda; Cambaridae.